AUGGGUACUCACAGCAAGAUGCCAUCCUACAAUCAUGAGUCUAAGGAAUCUUUGAGGGACAUCAUUUCCAAGGACCCUUCCGCAAUGUUGGGUAAGGACAUUAUUGAGAAGUUCCAUGCUACAAACGAGUUGCCCUUUCUUUUCAAGGUCUUGUCCAUUGGAAAAGUUUUGUCCAUUCAAGCUCAUCCGGAUAAGGCUUUGGGCAAAACCUUGCACACUCAAGAUCCUGCGAACUAUCCUGAUGAUAAUCAUAAGCCUGAAAUGGCCAUCGCGGUCACUGACUUCGAAGGGUUUUGCGGGUUCAAACCAUUGCAAGAAAUUGCCGAUGAAUUGAAACGCAUUCCUGAAUUGCACAAUAUUGUGGGUGAUGAAACUUCCCGUAAUUUUAUUGAUAACAUCGACCUUUCUGCUCAGAAAGAUUCUGCAGAAGACGAAAAAAACAAAAAACUUUUACAAGCUGUUUUCAGUAAAGUCAUGAACGCUUCUGAUGACGAAAUCAGGAUUCAAGCCCGUUCCUUGGUGGAAAGAUCGAAAAAUUGUCCCUCUGAUUUUAAUAAGCCAGAUUUACCAGAUCUAAUUCAAAGGUUAAAUAAACAAUUUCCCGACGACGUAGGUUUAUUCUGUGGUUGUUUGUUGUUGAAUCAUUGUAGAUUAAAGGCUGGUGAAGCUAUCUUCUUAAGAGCCAAGGAUCCUCACGCCUACAUAAGCGGUGAUAUUAUGGAAUGUAUGGCAGCCUCCGACAACGUAGUUAGAGCAGGCUUCACUCCAAAAUUCAAGGACGUUAAGAACUUAGUCUCUAUGUUGACCUAUACCUACGAUCCUGUGAACAAACAGAAAAUGCAACCUUUAAAAUUCGACAGAUCUUCUGGCAAUGGUAAAUCAGUCUUAUAUAACCCUCCAAUCGAAGAAUUUGCCGUUUUGGAAACCACCUUUGAUGAAAGGCUUGGUCAGAGACAUUUUGAAGGCGUCAAUGGCCCAAGUAUCUUGAUCACUACAAAGGGUAAUGGUUACAUUAAGGCUGAUGGUCAAAAAUUAAAGGCUGAACCUGGUUUUGUCUUCUUCAUUGCUCCACAUUUGGCUGUUGAUCUGGAAGCUGAAGAUGAAGGCUUCACCACUUAUAGAGCCUUUGUGGAACCAAAUUAG
Messenger RNA from Saccharomyces kudriavzevii IFO 1802, 1143 nucleotides. It is a transcript of the gene PMI40, whose product is annotated as mannose-6-phosphate isomerase PMI40. Gene Ontology annotation, biological process: carbohydrate metabolic process; GDP-mannose biosynthetic process. Gene Ontology annotation, molecular function: mannose-6-phosphate isomerase activity; zinc ion binding. NCBI's taxonomy places the organism in Eukaryota, Fungi, Ascomycota, Saccharomycetes, Saccharomycetales, Saccharomycetaceae. Bases 1 to 1143 code for a protein of 380 amino acids. The record is from RefSeq and is a predicted model, not a curated record. The transcript has a single exon. Gene Ontology annotation, cellular component: cytosol.